UCACACCUUUGCCAAAAUGACAAAACCCCACAAUUAACAAAAAAAAAACCAUGCACAUCUUACAUCAGAAUACUCCUACUCCAAACCCCAAACCUCGAAUUGAAAUCCCACCCCGAAUCCCAAAAGAAGAAAAAUAAAUUCAAGCACAUAGACCGACGAUUCAAUCCAAACCCAAAUACCAACAGAAAAAAAAAAAGAAGCAUAAUGGGAGUUGACGAAGAUCCAAACACACGACCACUAACACUGAUGCAUACGACAGAUCCUUCUAGAGGUCGCGGACCUCGAACAUGUUGCGGUUCUUGACGACGAUGUCGUACAUGUGCAUGGACUUGAGCCUGUUGAAGUCCCUGGGGAGGCUAAUGAGGUGGACGGUAGACCUUUUGUGGAACUGUAGCAGCUCCGGCUCCGACAGCUUCCGCUCCAGCACCGCGUACGACGUGAUCACCUCGUUGCUCGGCGCGUGCACCAGCACCUUCCUCCCACGCGCCCCCGCCGCCGACUCGCUCGCCGGGUUCUCCACCAGCCGCACCACGCCGUUCUUGAACACCCACACCCCCGACAUCGAAGAAAGCUACGUCGUUUCGCUCUUAAAAAACACCCUAAACUUGAGU
Linum tenue is the source of this 611-nucleotide messenger RNA. Lineage: Eukaryota; Viridiplantae; Streptophyta; Magnoliopsida; Malpighiales; Linaceae. The record is from the annotation of a GenBank genome assembly.